Spodoptera littoralis (African cotton leafworm) is the source of this 657-nucleotide messenger RNA. Lineage: Eukaryota; Metazoa; Arthropoda; Insecta; Lepidoptera; Noctuidae. The record is from the annotation of a GenBank genome assembly.
AUGCAUCGCACCACGGUAGCCAUUAGCGCGGUGCUGGUGCUGAGCUUGGCCGGUGCUGCCCACGCGUGGGGUGGCCUCUUCAACCGGUUCAGCUCCGAUAUGCUGGCCAACUUGGGCUACGGGCGCUCACCCUACCGCCAUUAUCCUUAUGGGCAGGAGCCCGAAGAAGUAUACGCGGAGGCGUUGGAGGGCAACCGCAUCGAUGACGUCAUUGAUGAGCCGGCGCACUGCUACAGCGCUCCAUGUUCCACCAACGGCGACUGUUGCCGAGGUCUGCUGUGCUUAGAUACAGAGGACGGAGGGCGCUGUCUGCCAGCUUUUGCGGGAAGAAAACUAGGCGAGAUCUGCAACCGAGAGAACCAAUGUGAUGCUGGACUGGUGUGCGAGGAAGUUGUACCUGGCGAGAUGCACGUCUGCCGACCCCCAUCAGCUGGCCGCAAGCAAUACAAUGAGGACUGCAACUCUUCAAGCGAAUGUGACGUCACUCGAGGACUGUGCUGCAUCAUGCAACGACGACACCGACAGAAGCCUAGGAAGAGCUGCGGAUAUUUCAAGGAACCCCUGGUCUGCAUCGGUCCAGUGGCCACUGAUCAGAUUCGAGAGUUCGUCCAGCACACCGCCGGCGAAAAACGCAUCGGCGUAUACCGACUUCAUUAA